Orycteropus afer afer is the source of this 1572-nucleotide messenger RNA. RefSeq names its product sonic hedgehog signaling molecule (gene SHH). Lineage: Eukaryota; Metazoa; Chordata; Mammalia; Tubulidentata; Orycteropodidae. Gene Ontology annotation, molecular function: patched binding; calcium ion binding. Gene Ontology annotation, biological process: smoothened signaling pathway; intein-mediated protein splicing; cell fate specification. The record is from RefSeq and is a predicted model, not a curated record.
AGCGAGGGAGAGAGCAAGGGAGCAAGCGAGCCGGCGCGAGAAAGGGAGAGCGCAAGAGAGAGCGAACACGCACACGCGCGCGCACACACGCGCACACACACAGACACACACACGGGAGAGCUUGUAAGUAAUUGGGCUCCAUGGACGAGAUGCUGCUGCUGGCGAGAUGUCUAGUGGUGGUCCUUGUCUCCUCGCUCCUGAUGUGCUCAGGGCUGGCGUGCGGACCCGGCAGAGGAUUUGGGAAAAGGAGACACCCCAAAAAACUGACCCCUUUAGCCUACAAACAGUUUAUCCCCAAUGUGGCCGAGAAGACCCUAGGGGCCAGUGGAAGGUAUGAAGGGAAGAUCUCGAGAAACUCGGAGCGAUUUAAGGAACUCACCCCCAAUUACAACCCUGACAUCAUAUUUAAGGAUGAAGAAAACACCGGAGCGGACCGGCUGAUGACUCAGAGGUGUAAGGACAAGUUGAAUGCCUUAGCCAUCUCAGUCAUGAAUCAGUGGCCUGGAGUGAAGCUGCGGGUGACCGAGGGCUGGGAUGAGGAUGGUCACCACUCAGAAGAGUCGCUGCACUAUGAGGGCCGUGCGGUGGACAUCACCACAUCAGACCGUGACCGCAGCAAGUAUGGCAUGCUGGCCCGCCUAGCCGUGGAGGCAGGCUUCGACUGGGUCUACUAUGAGUCCAAAGCGCACAUCCACUGCUCUGUGAAAGCAGAGAACUCGGUGGCCGCCAAAUCGGGCGGCUGUUUCCCUGGAUCCGCCACUGUGCACCUGGAGCACGGCGGCACAAAGCUGGUGAAGGACCUGAGCCCUGGGGACCGGGUGCUGGCGGCCGACGACCAGGGCCGGCUGCUCUACAGUGACUUCCUCACCUUCCUGGACCGCGAGGACGGCGCCAAGAAGGUCUUCUACGUGAUCGAGACCCGGGAGCCGCGGGAGCGCCUGCUUCUGACAGCUGCGCACUUGCUCUUUGUCGCGCCGCACAAUGACUCGGCGGCCGCCGGGGAGCCUGAGCCGCCGUCGGGCGCCGGGGAUAGAUUGAGGCUGCCGCCAGAGGGUGCGGCGGGGCGCCGGGCGCUCUUCGCCAGCCGCGUGCGGCCCGGCCAGCGAGUGUACGUGGUGGCGGAGCGCGACGGGGACCGCAGGCUGUUGCCUGCCGCUGUUCACAGCGUGACGCUUCGCGAGGAGGCCACGGGCGCAUACGCGCCGCUCACGGCCCAGGGCACCAUCCUCAUCAACCGGGUGCUAGCCUCGUGCUACGCCGUCAUCGAGGAGCACAGCUGGGCGCACUGGGCUUUCGCGCCCUUCCGCCUGGCGCACGCGCUCCUGGCGGCGCUCGCGCCCUCGAGCACAGACCAAUGCAGCGGCGGCGGGAGUGGCCGGCUCCCCGCGCCGGCGCCAGAUGCGGCCGCAGCGCCAGAUGCAGCUGCCGCUGCCGCCGCGGGCAUCCACUGGUACUCGCAGCUGCUCUACCAAAUAGGCACCUGGCUUUUGGACAGUGAGGCCCUGCAUCCCCUGGGCAUGGCGGUCAAGUCCAGCUGAAAGCCAGGGGCGCCAGGAAGGGUGCGGGAGGGGG